Molecule: messenger RNA, 2848 nt
Organism: Dimorphilus gyrociliatus
Lineage: Eukaryota; Metazoa; Annelida; Polychaeta; Dinophilidae
Source: the annotation of a GenBank genome assembly
AAUGAUAAAUAUUUUUCUAAUUACACUUACUUUUCUAAAUGGGGUUUUUGGAGAGAAAACCAUAAAGUUUGGAGCUGUUUUACCUGAAGAAGAUCCCUUUUAUAAAUCAGUUUUAGACAUAGCUGUAAAACAUUUAAAUAACGAUACAAGCUUGCUACCUAAUUAUAAACUUGAAAUGCUUGGGGUUAAUAGUUCAAUGCUUUCUAAAUACGAAGCCAUUGAAUCUGUCUGCGAAUUGAUGAAGAUGGAAAUUGUCAGCAUUUUAGGACCAAUGACAACCACAACCGUUAAGUCUUCUCAUCCCCUGUGUUUAGGCUUACACAUGCCCAUGAUAUCACCUAGCGCAACCGAUCCAAUGCUUCGAAAUACGGCAGCUUACAAAUACCUAUUACGAAUGGCAUCUCCGGAUAAUAAGCAAAGUGCUGCACUAGUAGAUUUCAUUAGUUAUUUUAGAUGGGAUACCAUGGCUAUGUUAACUGAUAAUACUGACUAUGGUAUAAAUGGGUUAUCAGCGUUUCAAUCCAUGGCUGCAACAAGAAAGUGGAAAAUUAUAACUGUUCAAAGAUUCAACACUAAACUGAUGAAAAUAAGUGUAAUUGCUCAAUUACAACAAAUUAAAAAUUCAGGUGCGAAAGUUGUCAUUUUACACUGUUUGCCGGAUCAUGCUGUUGAAAUAAUCGUUCAAGCUCAGAAAUUGAACAUGUUGGCGAAAGGGUGGCUUUGGAUAGGCACAGAUGGAGUAACUGAAUCGGAUAUUUUCAAAGGACUGGAUAGGAGAGAAUUUAAAGGUCUAGUUGGCUUAAGACCGGCAUUACCGGAAAAAUCUAUAUUUUUACAAGAGAAAUUUCACUUGGGAAAUGAUUCUUUUCUCUCUGGAUACGCCGCAGCUUUCUAUGAUUCAGUAUACGUAUUAGCAAAUGCUUUACACCGACUCUUAGAAGUUGAAAGUGAAAAUUUAACAACUGCCAAAUUAGAUUGUUUUGAAAUACCUGCUAAACAAUGGGAAUUUGGGGAAAAGAUGUUAGACGCUUUGAAAAAAACAGAUAUUCCUGGAGUUUCCAAGAAACGUAUUAGAUUUAAUUCGAAUGGAUCACCAUACAGUUCAUCGUACGAUUAUGUCUUCUUAAGAGAGGAAGGGUGGGAAAAGUUUGGUGAAUGGACGUCACCAAAGAACAAUGAUAAUAACGAGGUAAUGAAAAUUAAUGCUACUGGAGUCACGGUUUCUGGUGGAACACCUUUGAUGGAUAUAAGAGACUACGUGGGAGAAUUAGUUAAUCGAACUUUAAGGGUUGCAGUUGUGGAGGAUCCGCCAUUUAUAUUCAUUACUCGACCAAAUAACACCACAAAAUCGACAUGUACCGGAAACGAAUGCUUCACUGGCUUCGCAAUCGAUUUAUUAAAUGAAUUAUCCAAGAUACACUCAUUUAAUUAUGUUCUGCAUGAAGCUUCUUAUUAUGGGGUUUUUGACCGAAAAACGGAAAAAUGGGAUGGCCUUAUGGGUGAAUUAAUAGUUGACGACAGUGGAAAAGCCAAAGCUGAUAUGGGAAUAGGAGCGAUUAGUAUAACAUAUGAAAGACAGCAACAUAUUGAAUUUACAAAGCCUUUUAGAGACCUUCAAAUGGGUAUACUUCUGGGUUCAAGUAAAGAAACGUCUUACGAUCCUUGGUCUUUUUUAAACCCUUUCACGAAUAGGCUUUGGGUAUUAACUCUCCUUACUGCAAUUAUUCUUGGACUUGUCAUUAGUUUGAUUGAAAAAGUUAGCCCUUAUGGGCAUCAUGGUAGAAAAUCUCAAGUUAUGAAUGAUGGUGAACUGGAAGCUAUGGAUAAGAAUGAGGAUGGCACAAUUGAUUAUUGGGAAGAAAGAGAGUGGUUAGAAGAUAAGAAUACAAUGAGUGUUCAUAAUGCUGUUCUAUGGAGCUUAGCAUCCUUGUUCGAACAGGGAGGUGAAAGGCACCCAAGAUCUAUAUCUAGUAAAAUAGUAGCCGGAGCAUGGUGGCUUGGUGCCCUAAUUAUCAUCCAGUCUUACACGGCUAAUUUAGCAGCCUUUUUAACCGUCAAAUCAUCGGCUGAUGAAAUAAAAGCGAUUUCCGAGUUAGCAAAUAGAGGCGAUGUCAAUUAUGGAACGGUUUCAGGCCAUCACGUCCAAUCAUUUUUUGAUUCAUCAGCUAGAGAACCAUACAAAAAAAUGAGUAAGAGAAUGAGGGAGAAGAACAAUUAUUGUAAAAGUGCAAAGGAGUGUGUUGACAAAGCUAUCCAUGAGAAUGGGUCGUUCGCGUUCAUUUACGAUAUGCCUUCCAUUCAAUACUGGAAAGGACAAGAAUGCAGUUUAAAAGUUGUCGAAAGUGGAUUUGAAAAUAUGGGUUACGGUAUAGCCUUACCAAAAGAUUCUCCAUAUGUUGAAGAAUUAACAAUUAGUAUAUAUAAUAUCAGAGAGAGUGGUGAAGUAGAUGCGAUAGGGGACAGAUGGAUUUCUAAAACUUCAAUCUGUCUUGAUAAAUCCAAUGGAGAUAUAAGUUCAAAUACCGUAAAAAUUGGCGUUCCAUCAAUUUAUGGGGCUUUUUGGAUAUUAUUCAUUGGAUGCGGAACAGCUUUCGGUAUAGUAAUUUUGGAAUGGGUACUAGACAUUAUUUACAAGAAAACAAGUGGCAAAAAUUCGAAUACCUUCUGGAGUAUAAUUAGAACAAAAUUUAUCAACUUGAAGAGGGAUAUCAUGGAAAAUUGGAUCGUUAAUUGUAAUAAGAAAGAGUGCCGCGAAAGAGAGAAGAACGUAGGAGCGAUGGCUCUUGCAGAGAAUGUUAAUCGGUUCUUUAUGCAGGCAAAGAAACUAGAGCAAGAGACAGUUAAAUAA